AUGGAAGCGGAAAGACUACCAAUGGAUAUAGAAGGUUUCUGCUUUAGAGAUGCUGGUCUCGAAGAUAUGAAAAUCGCUCAUGCCAUCAAAGCCACUCAAGUCGCUAAGCCAUACCCAAAAAUUGUACACAAAGGAGCACGAUAUGCUGUGGACUAUGACGCACAAACGCGCCUUGAACUGCUACACCGACGAGCCGAAGAUCAACUUUAUGAUUCAUUCCAAAAUCAGCGAACCAAGGAAAAAGAACAGUUUGAAUCGGAAACAAGGGAAGAAUGGGAACGCGCUUUAGCGGAUUUUGCGCGAAAAUAUGAAAAAGGACAAGCCAAUAUCCGCAAUAAAGAUGACCUUAUACGUCAAUUAACGAUCAAAAGGGAAAAGAAAUUAGAGACAAUGCAAUCCAAACGGAGGGAGCGUGAGCGUCAUCAAACCGCUGAGCUAGUGGAUAGACAGGCACGAGAAAUGUUGGAUUUGUUCAAACAAGCUCGUUCAGAGCAACAAGCCGCGGACAGCUCGUACAGUAGCUCCGCCUACCCAUCGACUCCGCCUCCACCACAACCACCAUCAUGUAGCAAACGAGAAAUCUAUACCAGUAAAUUUUGUCUCGCGCCACGCCUAUUUUUUGACCCACUUCCGCAUUUCAGUUAUGCUGGAUUGCACUGUGUUGUCAUCAAGGGAUAUUCGAAAUCUGCCGGAUAUCAACCUGGUUAUUCCUUCGAUGACAAUCGAUUUAGAAACACUUGGAAUGCUGUUUAUCUGGAUGGAUCAUGGCGAUUUGUGCAAUGUAAUUGGGGAGCGCGUCAUCUUGUCAACGCCAAAGACAGUGAUAAUGAAAAUCGCAGUGAUGGUAAUUUACGCUAUGAAUAUGAUGAUCAUUAUUUCAUGACUGAUCCU
Messenger RNA from Cylicostephanus goldi, 891 nucleotides. The record is from the annotation of a GenBank genome assembly. Lineage: Eukaryota; Metazoa; Nematoda; Chromadorea; Rhabditida; Strongylidae.